AUGUCACCGUCAAAUGGGUUGCAGAACGGUAGCAGCAAGGGUGAUGUUGGUGGUGGUAAUGGGCUGAGUUAUAUUGAACAUUAUGUUUCGAAAUUUGAUACUCUUGCUAGUGUCGCAAUUAAGUAUGGAGUUGAGGUAGCUGAUAUCAAAAGGAUGAAUGGUUUGGCGACAGAUCUCCAAAUGUUCGCACUGCAGAUGUUGCGAAUUCCAUUACCAGGAAGACAUCCACCAUCUCCGGUUCCCAGUGAACCUGCCAAGUUGAGAGAAAAAAGUGGCGAAAGAAGACCUCCCCGCAUAGGUCAAUCUGCAAAUGAAGGAACCUCUUCAGUCAUUAAGACUGAAACCAACUAA
Molecule: messenger RNA, 351 nt
Organism: Vicia faba (fava bean)
Lineage: Eukaryota; Viridiplantae; Streptophyta; Magnoliopsida; Fabales; Fabaceae
Source: the annotation of a GenBank genome assembly